Molecule: messenger RNA, 1992 nt
Organism: Theobroma umbraticum
Lineage: Eukaryota; Viridiplantae; Streptophyta; Magnoliopsida; Malvales; Malvaceae
Source: RefSeq, a predicted model, not a curated record
AUGAAUCCAUCUUCAUACUCAACUGUAGGAGAUCCUGCAGACGAAAGUAACUUCCCCAAUGCUUGUUACAUCAUGACUCCGAUUUUUACAGAGGAUGCAAAUGUCAAAACGUUCGCGUUACAAGAUUCCACAUUUGGGGAGGCUGAAAGUUCUUUCGCUGAUAUUCUUGAUGAAAAAUAUCCAGUUUCAACAACUCUUCCAUUUCCUAUCUGUUCCGAUCUCGACUGCAUCACUGCUGCUAACAACUUGGUCCAAUCCGACUUUAUUUGUGAUCUUGCCAGGUUCGAAUUUAGCAGCAUGCUAUCUCCACAAGUUGAACAUGCCUUUCAGGACUACCCACAGCCUGUUUCACAAUCAUUCUUCCCUGAUAGCAGCUUUGGUGAGGCGGUUGAUGUGCCGGUAAUUUAUCCAGUAAAUAAAUCAUUAGUUCCGGAUUUGGUUAAUCGGGAUUUGUGUUGUGAGAGCCUAUCUGAUGCCCAAUUCUUAGAGGGUGGGGUAAAGGAAACUCAGAAAUUGAUUGCAUAUGGUGAUCAUAUGAGUGCUGAGGAAGAAUCUCCGGUGGCAACUGAGAGGGAGACAAGUGAGGAGAUGGAUCACUUAUUUUGUGAAACAAGGAAGGUUGAAACUCGUCUCCAAAUUUGUGGUGCGGGAGAAAUUGGUCGUGAACAUGGGAGAGUUGUUUGUCCUGAACAGUUUGAGCAACCUGACAUGUUUAAAAAUGAUGUUUCUGCUGCUGCAGCUGCUGAUAUAGCCUGGCGAAAUGAAGCAAGAAGGAUAAUGAAUGCCUGUGGAGAACCAAAAAGAAACAGUGCUGGAACAAAAAAAAGGAGAAGAAGUGUUAAUAAAAGAAAUCUGGUCGAUUUGAGAACUCUAUUGAUUCAGUGUGCUGAAGCUGUAGGAAGCAAUGAUUUCAGGAAUGCAAAUGAUUUCCUGAUGCAGAUUAGGAAUCACUCUUCCCCUUUUGGCAAUGCAUCACAAAGAAAAGCUCAUCACUUUGCCAAAGCCCUUGAAGCACGUUUGGCUGGCACCGGAAGUGAGGAAUAUGCAGCUCUUGUAUCUAAACGAAUUCCCAGUGCUAGUAUUGAAGCCUGCAAAUUGCUAAUUUCAGCUUGUCCUUUCAUGAAGGUAUCGAAUUUCUUCACAACCGAGAUGAUUAUGAAAUUAGCUAAAAAACCAACUAGGAUCCACAUCAUUCAUUUUGGCGUUCCCUACGGUUUGGAAUGGUCAUCCCUUAUCCAGCGUCUGUCAACAAGGCCUGGUAACCCUCCUAGGCUUCGCAUCACAGGGAUAGACCUUCCUCAACCAGGAGUGGAGUCAGCAGGAAGAGUUGAGGAAAUCGGACAUUUCUUGGCAAAUUGCUGUAAGCAAUUCAAUAUCCCGUUUGAGUACAAUGGCAUAACACAGAAAUGGGAGAGUAUCCAAUUGGAGGACUUAAAGAUUGCCAAAGAUGAGGUGGUUGUGGUUAACUGCUUAUACAGGUUGAGGCAUCUAGUGGAUGAGAUGGCCGAUUUGAGCAGUCCAAGAGACACUGUUCUGAACUUGGUUAGGAAAAUUAAUCCUAACAUUUUCAUUCAUGGGAUUGUUAAUGGGGCCUAUAACGCCCCCUUCUUUGUUUCACGUUUCCGAGAGGCACUCUACUACUUCUCUACAAUGUUUGACAUGCUUGAAGAGAUAGCACCCUCUGGAGAUCAGGAGAGAAUGGUUUUGGAGAAAAAUAUUUAUGGAAAGGAAAUCUUGAAUGUGGUUGCAUGCGAAGGUUCUGAAAGGAUCGAGAGGCCGGAGACAUACAAGCAGUGGCAGGUUCGUAAUCUGAGAGCGGGGUUGAGGCAGCUUCCCUUGAAGCAGGAGAUACUGAACAGUGCAAAGGCGCAUGUGAAGUUGCACUACCACAAGGACUUUUUGGUGGAUGAAGACAAGAAUUGGAUGCUACAGGGAUGGAAGGGCCGAAUUCUCUACGCUCUUUCCUUUUGGAGGCCCUCCAAGGAGCCUUAA